AAUUGUGGAACCAACUGGUGGCUAUCUCUUAAUGGACGUCUUUAGAUAGAACAACGUUAUAUAAGACCACUGAGCUUGGUCAGAGUAGUUGGCCCAGCGACUCAACAAUGAUCCGCUACGCCAGUUUCGCCCUGUUGGUCUUGACUGUGUGGGGUGAUUCCACACCCUUCCCCCAGGCCGACUACCAGAAACAGAUUGAUGAGUUCUAUGUACAGAUGGACAAGAUCCUGCGUCAGCUGAUGAUGCAGCAGACGUUUGUAGAGGAAAGAAUCCGAUCUGAUGGACAGUCCGGUAUCAAACAGAUCAGACAAUACCACGACGGCACAAGACCCUAUUAUUCCGAGACACACACGUACAGGGGAGCUUCAGCUGCUCACGACCAUUCUAACUACGACAGCACCGUUGGAAUGGGAGAAGUAAACAUGGUCAUGAACGGCAUUGACUUCAGAACGAGGCACAACGACUACAAACUACGUAGACCCGCCACGAAUGGUACAACGUAUCUGCUUUCUGAGGACGUUCCGUUCCCAGAAGUACCUAAGGAAGUGACGUCAAAGAAAACACUCGUUGAACAGGUGGCGGAAAUGAGAGAAUGGUACCGAGCCUGGAAAGAUCAAGACCACAGCGUCCGAGACUACAGGAAGUACUUCAAACCCCUCCUGUGUUACAUGGAAGGAUCCUGGACCCUUGACACUAAUCACUUCAGAGAGCCGUUCCACAGCGAACGACACGCCAUCGACGCCACCAGCUGGCAUGACCUUCAGGAUAAGAUCAGGUUCACGUCCUACUCCGGCACAAAGAACGUCAUGGAGAACUUCGCCUUCCUCCCAACCAAAAUCUUGGAUGUGAAAGAUGGCAAGCCCGAGUUCGCCCAGUGGAACUACCGUAUCCUGUGCCAUCCACUGAAGAACGACCUUCCCUUGAAGAACAUCCAUCUUCAAGAUGACCUCUCUGUGAGAUUUGCUCAUGGUCAGAGCAUGGAGCAGUUCUAUCUGGACCGAUCAGCAAGAUUUGCUAUAUACGACGACAGGAAUGAUACCUACACUCUCAUGGACGAAUUGAUGAGCGAAAUUCCCGGCAAAGAUAAUUACUAUGCCCAUCUGACGGAGGACGUCUUCGGUGAGACCCUGUACGAUGCCUCAAAGCCAGGCAACGUACCCCUUAACACGGCUUAUUACCACCGGUGGUACAAGGUGGGGAAACCUGGAUCGAAACAAGAGGUGGCGCACCGUGGAUUCUCGGACAGGAACCUGUGGGUGGCGCAGACCAGUCAACCAAUGAUAGCCCCCAUGACCGUGAAACAGUGUAGACAGGACCCAGUCAAUAACAAGCAGGCGUGCCAGUCUUGGACUCGCCGUUACUCCUACGCCCUUCCCUUAGAAAUCAUCUGGAGUACCCCCAUGUUCAGCUGGAACCCAUUCAACCUGAAGUUCUGGCCAAAGGGAAAACAGCAAAAAGAUCCACUAAGGGUGGGAGGCUUCACGAAGGAAACGGCAUACAAUGGCACAAGCGGCGUUAACUUCUACCACACACCAUCUCAGAUGUUCACAGGCACAGAAGUGUCAUCAGAUCCUGCCGACACCACCAAGUCGAAUGUUGGGAUACUGGACGAACAAGGGAAUCUCCAUCACACGGCCGCAUCGGGAACUAGGAUCGUUCUUCCCAAUAUCCCGGGGAUAGGGAGACUCAGGAUGCGGUACCACGUCGUCCCCGUCCAUGGGGAGGGGUCUGGCGUCUGGAAGGAACUUGACGCUCUCAAGGACAUGAUGAUGGACAUCGAGAAGUACAAAGGACUGUUUGAUAACCCCCGCCCUCAAGGACACUGGUACCGUUGCCAAACCCGUUGAUACCACGCUACACCUGAGAACCGGCGUGGCAACAAAGAACCCACCAGGUCCACACGUCCAUGAUCUCUUCUUGUCCCACGACGUUCAGGACAGUCUGAAAAAAGGUGAACACAAGACGAUGUUCACAGGUGAAGCGCUCGGUCACACCCACCAGGUGGUGAUAGCCUACAAAGACGACUACAGCAUCCUACAGUGUGACGGACUGACCCAAUGCUGGGACGGCCAUCCUUCCACUUUGUACCCUGUUAAAAUGGACUAACGUCCUCUUAAAGUUCUGAAUAAAGUGCAUGCAAA
Messenger RNA from Haliotis rubra (blacklip abalone), 2141 nucleotides. RefSeq lists its product as uncharacterized. Lineage: Eukaryota; Metazoa; Mollusca; Gastropoda; Lepetellida; Haliotidae. The transcript has 8 exons. The record is from RefSeq and is a predicted model, not a curated record. Bases 108 to 1847 code for a protein of 579 amino acids.